GAUCGCUGUCGUCACCAUUGUCAUCGUCGUCGUCGUCAUGCGACUUUCUUAUUCUACAACCAUCAUUUUUCUUUUACUUGAGAGUAGAUCGAUCAUGGAUGUGAACGGUGAAGAAUUAAUAACUGUCGCAAAAUGGGGAUCUAUCGAUGGUCGAAGCGUAGAGAAGUACACGUUAAAAAAUAAAGCGGGUCAAGAGGUGGACAUCAUAACUUACGGUGCUACGAUAACAUCCUUUAGGACGCCAGACAAACUGGGAAAUAUCGCGGAUGUCGUUCUAGGCUUCGAUAAUAUCGAAGGCUAUUUGUCCUGGGAUAAACUAUAUUUCGGCUCAACGAUAGGCAGAGUCGCGAAUCGUAUAAGAAAUGCGGAAUUUACAUUGAACGGAGAAAAAUAUCAUUUGGCGAAGAAUGUAGGAGAAUUUAUUCUUCACGGUGGUUGUAAGGGUUGGAGUAUGAAAAUAUGGAAUGCCACGGUUGAAAGUAAUCGGCUUGUGCUUUCCCUGCUAAGCGAGGACGGUGACCAAGGUUUUCCUGGAGCUGCCAACGCUUCGGUCAUUUUUCAGCUAACCACCGAUGGAGAAUUAUGUAUGGAAAUAAAAGUUUCUGUUACCAAGGCUACUCCUAUCAACUUGACUAAUCACGCUUACUUCAAUUUAGCCGGUCAUAAUGGCAACGCCACGGAACUAUACAAACAUCGAUUUAUGUUGAAUGCGGAUCGUUGGACAAUCACGGACACGGACAAUAUACCCACUGGAGAAAUACGAUCGGUUGUUGAUACUGUGAUGGACUUGAGAAACUCGACGACACUUGGAGAUGUCAUUGAUAAAGUACCUGCCGGUGGUUACGAUAGCAAUUUUUGUGUAACUGCGAGUGAUACCGCUAACGAAAAAAACUUGGUCGCUCGAGUUUUACAUCCGCCUUCUGGAAGAUAUUUGGAAGUUUUUUCGAAUCAACCUGGAGUACAAUUUUACACGUCUAACUGUCUACCCGAACGAAAUAAGGUGGGUAUUCAAGGAAAGAAUGGAAGCACAUACUUCAAACAUGCAGCAUUCUGUUUAGAGACACAAAAUUACCCAGAUGCUGUCAACCACGAAAACUUUCCCAACAGUAUACUGGAACCUGGACAAAUUUAUCAUCAUAUUGUUAUAUACAAAUUUGGAGUAGUAGCUUAAAUAGUACAUACUAGUUCUCUGUAGGGUGCAAU
Molecule: messenger RNA, 1203 nt
Organism: Habropoda laboriosa
Lineage: Eukaryota; Metazoa; Arthropoda; Insecta; Hymenoptera; Apidae
Product: aldose 1-epimerase-like
Exons: 5
Coding region: 38-1171 (377 amino acids)
Biological process (GO): glucose metabolic process; beta-D-galactose catabolic process via UDP-galactose, Leloir pathway
Molecular function (GO): aldose 1-epimerase activity; carbohydrate binding
Source: RefSeq, a predicted model, not a curated record